GAUCCCCUUCACACCUUUUCGCCACUUUUCCUUCUACUCCCCCUCUUUCGACAAUAGGUGAACCUGCCUUUUGCUACUAGCUUCGCUCGCUUUAAGGACAUCAAGAGACGCCUCCAAUUCAGGAUCAAAACAAACAAACAAGUCCUCCUGGCUAUCGGCUUGCUCACAGUCACACACAUACACACAUAUUGUCUUGUCGGACAUACUGUACCACUGGUUCUGUCUCCAUUCGAAGCUUCAAUUAACACUUUCUAUUACUCAUUGGGCAGCAAGCGACAUCACCCAAGUGCACACAUUUAACUUCGCAAUGGCUGCCAUCGCUCGUCAACCUUUUGCGCCGCUCAAUGAAGCGCGUCUACACACCCUAACUAGUCUAAAGAAUAGACAAAAUGCAAUCUCAAGCCCGUCUCCUGUGAAAAGAAAGGCUUCUGACGUGGCCGAGUCUGACGACUCUGAAAAUGUCGACCCAGUGCUCUUCGCUAAGCGCGCCAAAGGCGCUGAUAGCUUCUAUUCCUCCAAGGGCUCCUUCGUCAAGCCUUCAACCUUCUUCCUGACCAAAUCUGCCAGUACCAAUGACCUACCUGUCUCAAAUUCUCCAAAGGCCGCCGCGCCUCGUUCGCGCAACGUUUUGAAUCCCAAGUCACCGGCUGCCAAGCUCAACAUAAGCAUUGCCCGGUCUUCUCCCCUUUCCGCACCAGCUGGGCGGUCUCCCACUCGAGGCAAGCGCUCAGGUAUUCUAUCGUCUCGGAAGAACGGCAGUUCUUUUAGCCGGAUUGACCCGCCUGUCUUUGGACUUUCUAAUGGGUCUUCGGCGGCCCCGUUCUCGCUUGACGCUGCUCUCAAGGGAACCAUCUCCAGCUAUACCAGCCGUAGCGAUGUUUCAACUUCAAAGAAGCCAUCUUCGGCGCUGUCUGAUUUCAGUGGCUUACAUGAGCCCGAGAUGAACUCAUCGUGGUUUUUUGAUAUCCAUGAAGAUACUGAAGAACAAGAGAUGACAAACCUUCUCCAGCACAGUACCUGCGUUUUGGACAUCAGCUCAGACGAGGAAAGUGAAAGCCGGCGCCAGCGGGAACGCGCGGAGGGCAAGGAAAACAUCCCCCCCGUAGACGAUGUCUCCCAAACCUCCCGCCCACGUGCUGCACGACUUGCUGCCGGUGAUGACGACAUGGUGGUUGAGAAGGAAAGGAACCCGCUCGGCGAAAUGGACCCUAAACAGUACUACGCCAAGGGUUGUUAUGAGAACUCUAUUGUUAUUGUGCCCGGCGAAGACGAUGAUGAACCUAUCCCGAAUGAAGUGAACUUUGUUCCGGAGGCGAGUACCUCAGCCCCUGCUGAUGGCGAAGUUGAGGCGGGCUCUGUCGCCGAACCCUGCAAUCUCUCAGAAGAGAACCCUACAGCUGAGGAGCUGAUGCAAAAGACAGACGCCCCUGCUUCUGGCGCUGCACUGCUUGAGCCAUUGGAAGGUACUGGUGAAAGUUUCGAGGUUUGGGAAAGCAGCAGUGCAAAAGAUGAGACAGAGGCAGCUGCGGAAUGUUCUUAAGAGAGGAGA
Messenger RNA from Xylaria bambusicola, 1549 nucleotides. RefSeq lists its product as uncharacterized. Lineage: Eukaryota; Fungi; Ascomycota; Sordariomycetes; Xylariales; Xylariaceae. The transcript is spliced from 3 exons. The record is from RefSeq and is a predicted model, not a curated record. The coding region runs from base 308 to 1540 and encodes 410 amino acids.